UGGACGUGUUCACUGCUAUAUUUGCUUAUUGGAAUAUCUUCUACAUUAUCGAGAGAUCAUUCACCCAUUCAUAAUUCGUCACGUGUAUAGAUAUAAUUGGAAAAGCGUCGGCAGAUCUUCUCCGACAAACCUCGUACGUAUAUAUCAUUUCCUCGUUAAUCCCGAGUCUGAUUCUCCUCAGACCAAACAACAACAAGUUUUUCUUCUUUCUUAGAUCAAAAUGAGCUACGAGAAGGUUCCGCCUGAAACGUAUCCUCCUCCAGGUUACCAAUCUCAGUAUCCUCCACCGCCGGGUUAUCCAUCAGCACCUCCGCCUCCGGUAUAUCCUCCGUCGCAUCAUCACGAAGGAUAUCCUCAACACCCACACGGAUAUCCAUCGUAUCCACCACCAAAACCGCCUUCACGUCCUCCUUACGAAGCCGGGUAUCAGGAGUACUUCUCCGGAGGCUUUCCUCCUCCUCCUCCACCUCCGCCGCAGCAAUACAAUCAAUGCCAUCAUGAUCAUCACUAUUACCAGGACUCGAAUUCUGGUUGCACCUCUUUCCUCCGUGGCUGUCUCGCUGCACUCUGUUGCUGCUGCCUGUUAGACGAUAUUUUCGUCUAAGACUGGAGAGUUAUUCAUAAAAACUUAAAUGAUUUGGUGUAUGUUUUUUUCUCUGAAGUUGUCAUUAUGUACUUAAAAGAUUACUGCAUUGGGUGUUGGAAUGAACUUACAAAGCCAUGGUACCAAGACCAUAGGCUAAUGGCAUUCAUUUAUAGUUGUAUGCUUUAUCUGAAGACAAGCAGCUUGAGUAUUGAUAAACUUUAGUCUACA
Messenger RNA from Brassica napus (rape), 814 nucleotides. Its product is annotated as cysteine-rich and transmembrane domain-containing protein WIH2-like. The transcript has 3 exons. The record is from RefSeq and is a predicted model, not a curated record. Bases 221 to 604 code for a protein of 127 amino acids. Lineage: Eukaryota; Viridiplantae; Streptophyta; Magnoliopsida; Brassicales; Brassicaceae.